GGCGUCGCGCGCCACCGCAGUUCCGUCCGAGACCGGUGCGCGCGGUCAUGUGCGAGUGUCGUUGCAGCGGAGCAGUUGCCUGCCGCCGAACGCGAGUGUUGUCCACGUGCGUCGUCCAAAUCUCGUUGCAUUUUCGAAACUGACGGAUGACCUACGCGACUCUGUAGAGGAUUUUUUUUUUUUUUGGUCGAAAACCAUUUCGACAUUUUGCACGUCCGUCGUAAUAUUAUAUUAUUGGUAUUUUUUGGUACCUAAUAAUAUUUUGUCUAUAUAACAUAAGAAUAACACGUCAUCGAACAAUACUAUUCGGAAGACUAAAUUACGCGGACACGACUGCCGCAGACAAAUCAUAUUACAGCGAAUCCAGUGCGAUCCAGACGAUCGUUGUCGGCGCCAUACCUCACUGUUACCGCGGUUACAUAUUUCUACAUACAGGGACGUGUCAUGACCGCGGCCCCGCGAGUUUUGGCACUGGCCACUCUGCUGGCGGUCGGGGCUCAGACGCUGUCCUACGGCGGCGCGGACGGCCGUCACGCGGCCGCCGGCGUCGAACGGUACACGAAACUCGAUCGGUUCCUGCACGACCGGCUGGGCCUGGCCGGCGUCUUCGGCGGCGGCGGUGUCGGCAACCGGUCCAGCCCGCCAGCGCCGACCACCGACCGGGGACUGUUGUCCAGGACGACUGCGGCCAGCGCGGCCGUACCCGAGGACGAGGACGACGACGGCGCGGAUAACGAAGACGGCGAUGACGACGAUGACGACGACGAGCAGGACGAGAAGGACGUGGUGACUCCCGGGCCGUUCGUCAGGCUGCGGCACAGGAACAGUCAGGCUGCGGUGGCGGCGGCGGUGGCGGCCGAGAAGGACUUGGACGUCUACGGCAAGGACAUCCAGAAACACGAACCAGCAAGAACCAUGUCACCGCUAUCAGAAAAUAAAUGGAAAUUUCUCGGUUCUAAGAAGGCUGUGGAAGAAACUUUCCGUAGUUCACACAGGAUCAACGUGUUGCAAGGGCAAGGUGAUAGCGAAGGAGGUGAAGCUUACAAGCAUCAAAUGAGAAUUUCGAAAGAGGCGUCUUGCAAAGUACCUAGAUCUAAAGUGAUCAAGGUAACUGACAUAUACCCCAGUUCGAAUAAGAAAUAUUUACCUGCGUGUACAAUUCUUCAUGUUUGCGCUGACGAUACAGGUUGUUGUAACAGUCCAACACUGAAGUGCGGGCCGAAGACUUCACAGCCAGUUUAUUUGCCCUUCCUAGUCUACACUUUACCCGGACUGGGAGACUGGAAGUCGCCCGAACAUUCGUCAAUCCAGAAAUCGUUACUUUUUUACAACCAUACCGAGUGCGAGUGCCAGUCAAGAACGGACGACUUGAUGCCCAGAGACACAAUGCCAACUGCUUCCGUGGUAGACCCAGAUCCACCGCUGCCGUUCAGACACAGACCCGAAAAAAAUAAUCAGAACAGUUGCAAGUGUCCCACGGAAUACACUGUACGUUAUUCAACCAACGGUUCAUGUUCGUGUGACUGUUUCGACAAACAACGAGAGUGCAUCCGAUAUAAGAAAGGCAACGUGUAUUUUAAUCAUCUCGAUAGAUACUGCAUUACAUCGGGUCAGUGUUUGUUGCCAAUUUGUGAAUAUGGCAUUUACUCUUCUCGAACCGGACGUUGCCCAAAACAAUUUGAGACUCUAUAUUCGUUACAGAAGAAACAUUACUUCUAAGUACCUCUAAUCAUACUUGAGACUUGUAGUUUGUUUUAUAGAAACACAACAUAAAAUAUUCCUUCACAUACACAAUAUACUUAUAAUACAAAGGUAUGUGUGUAUAUGUAUAUAAAUAUAUAAUACAAUAUCUACCUAUUAAUGUGUUCGCAUUUUUGUUUAGAAUGUAACUUAUUACAAUUUUUUUUAAGUGUAUAAUUAAUAAUUAAACAUAAUAAAUGUUAAAAGUCACUCUUAGUGAUAUGUAUUUAUAUGAUUUGUACAUUUUUAUUAAUAAGUCAUUAUAUUUAUUUAAUAUUUUGUCAUUUUAGUUAUUAUAUUUUCAAUUUUGUAUUAAUAAAGCUUUAAAAGUACUGUAAUUUCGUAAGUAAUAAAAUGUACCAGUUUGCUAAUUUAAAAUGUUAUAUAGAUUUAAAUGAAAUUUUUUUUAUAUUUAGUGCAUUGAUACAUACAAGACACAAGUACAAUAUUAGUAAAUACAUAAACUCUACUAUAAAAAUUUGAAUAUUAAUAUAAGGCCAUCAUUAUUAAUUAUAU
Molecule: messenger RNA, 2256 nt
Organism: Metopolophium dirhodum (rose-grain aphid)
Lineage: Eukaryota; Metazoa; Arthropoda; Insecta; Hemiptera; Aphididae
Exons: 6
Coding region: 445-1719 (424 amino acids)
Biological process (GO): hemocyte migration
Cellular component (GO): membrane
Molecular function (GO): growth factor activity
Source: RefSeq, a predicted model, not a curated record